AAAACCUUACUAGAGUUGCCGAUUGCUUAAGAAACAUGCCCUUUAUAGAGGAAAGUCAGUUCUCUAAACAGUAGCCAAAAGGCCAUAACAACACACAGAGCAUCCCAGUAAAUUCCAUGAACAAAAGCUAAGAGACCUCCAUCGACACAUGCAAUCAAAGAUCCACAAGCCAUCGCCCCAUUGGAAAUUGGAAGAUAUACGACACAAGACGUCUAUCAAUCUAGGGUCACCAAUGGCACCAUGCAGAGAAAGAUUGAAGGACUAAAGAAGAGAAGAUGGCAUCCAACUACAACCGACUUUUUACGGUUAACCAAACACCUAAAAGCCAUUCAACUACGAUCGAUUUUCUACUGUUAACCAAUAGCCUGAAUUGCAAUAAGAAGAAGUCUUGAACCUCUACCAGACAACCAUCACAUCAAAAGAGAGGAUGCGGCGGAGCUCGUCGCAAACUGGAUUUGCCGGACGUAGCAGUAUGAUCCCAAGUCAUCAAUGUCAGUACACAACAGCCCAUGCUAGAGCAGAAUCUGAAUGCCUCAAUUAAUAAAACUCCCAAAUCUAGAUAUCAGAAAAUCAAAAUCAAAGCAACAACCAUUAAAAAAAAAAAAAAACAAACUAUACAACAGACAGACGGAAAGGAGACCUGAAGGCCUCCUUUCCGCCGGCCAAAUAAAAACUUUCGCACCGAUUGUUCUUGCUCUAGUUUACUCCGUUUCCUUUCUCUCUCUUAAUGAUUUCUGUAAGCUAAACUCAAAACAGCCCACGUCCACCUCAACGACAAUGCCUAACGGAUCCUUAGUCAAGAGUCGAGUUAAUGCUUUCAAAUGAAGUAAUUUUUCAUAAGGCCUACAUAAUGGGCCUAAGCUCAUGUGGUUCCGAGGAAAUGGUCCAUGAUGAUAAUAUGGUCCGAGUCCAGCUCAUUAGCAAUCGUCGGCAGAAGUAUGCAUAUCGUACGGCUUCGAGAGAUGCUACCUUCCAAAUUCUUAUCAUAACCAGCGAAACCGCACGAUGAAAUGGACACAGCGUUGCUAAACAAGUAGAGGUUUAUAGUAUCAAAAUUCUGGCGCAUCGUCAUCGUUUACCAGUGGGGCGAAACUAAGAAGGAAAAUUCUGGGCUGCUCCUACGAAUAUCGAUUUCUUGCACAAUAUUUAGAUUCCUCUCGUAGACUUCGUAUUUGUCUCUCUGUUUUUUUCGCCUCUCUCUCGAUUGCUCAAAGUGAAGGCAAGGCAGUAGCAGUUGUGCUGUCAGAUAUAGAGAUGACAAGUGGGUUUGGUGAAUCAACAAGCACGCCACCUGAAAGUUCGGCUUACUCAGGCAAUAAUGCCAAUGAUGCUGGUGAUUUUGAAUGCAAUAUAUGCUUUGAAUUAGCUCAAGAUCCAAUUGUAACCCUCUGUGGUCAUCUCUUCUGUUGGCCUUGCCUGUAUAGAUGGCUGCAUCAUCAUUCGCAUUCCCAUGAGUGUCCAGUGUGUAAGGCUCUUAUACAAGAAGAAAAAUUGGUUCCUCUUUAUGGUAGAGGCAAAAUGCAGAGAGAUCCUCGAGCCAAAUCUUAUCCAGGCAUUGAUAUUCCUAAUCGCCCUGCGGGGCAAAGACCUGAAACUGCCCCUCCUCCUCCCCCUACCCCUCCACAUGAAGUUAAUAAUUUUCCAAAUUAUGGGCUUGGGUCUAUGGGGGGAUUUGUACCAACGAUGACUGCAAGGAUUGGUAACUUUACAUUGUCUACUGCUUUUGGUGGUCUGUCUUUAUUCCCUUCCUUGUUCAAUGUUCACUUUCAUGGUUUCCCAGAUGCUACAGUAUAUGGAACAACAUCUGGUUUUCCAUAUGGAUUUCAUGCAUUUCAUGGUGGCUAUGCUCAUGGAUUCCCACAGCCAAGGGGUCGAAGACACCAUGCUGAUAAUGUUUUGAAGAAUCUUCUUUUGUUGGUUGGCGUCUUGGUAGUCCUUGCUCUGCUUUGGUGGUAAAUCAAUCAUUUGCCAUUUGAAUUUGAACUUCUAUCAGUCAUUUGAGGUGUCCUCCUGUGUCUGUAUAUACGCCAGCUGUUUUGGUGCUUUCUUUUUUAUUUUCAAGAAAAAUAUUAAUAGUUAAUAAAAAUACUUUCUGAUUCUGUAGUGAUAAACACUUUUGAUGAAUUUUUAUGUUUUUUAAGAGUCGCUUUCAAAUCCCAA
This is a messenger RNA of Manihot esculenta (cassava), 2160 nucleotides long. RefSeq names its product E3 ubiquitin-protein ligase RNF185. Gene Ontology annotation, cellular component: endoplasmic reticulum. Gene Ontology annotation, biological process: ubiquitin-dependent protein catabolic process. NCBI's taxonomy places the organism in Eukaryota, Viridiplantae, Streptophyta, Magnoliopsida, Malpighiales, Euphorbiaceae. The coding region runs from base 1255 to 1956 and encodes 233 amino acids. The transcript is spliced from 2 exons. Gene Ontology annotation, molecular function: ubiquitin protein ligase activity; ubiquitin-like protein conjugating enzyme binding. The record is from RefSeq and is a predicted model, not a curated record.